Geodia barretti is the source of this 984-nucleotide messenger RNA. The record is from the annotation of a GenBank genome assembly. NCBI's taxonomy places the organism in Eukaryota, Metazoa, Porifera, Demospongiae, Tetractinellida, Geodiidae.
AUGCGCGCUGCUGUUAUUACGGAGCCGGGCGGGCCUGAUGUUCUGAAGGUGCGGGAAGUGCCGGAUCCUGUUCCUGGGCCGGAUGAUGUGCUGGUGGACGUCAAGGCGUCGGCGCUGAACCGGGCGGAUACGCUGCAGCGGCAGGGCGGGUACCCGGCACCUCCGGGUAGUCCCGACGACAUUCCUGGGCUGGAGUUCUCGGGCGUGGUGGUAGAGGCCGGAGCCAACGUAACGGACCUGUCGGCAGGGGACCGGGUGUUCGGUCUGCUGGGCGGCGGCGGGUAUGCGUCGCGGGUGGUCACGCACUCGCGGAUGGCAAUGCGGAUUCCCAAAGGGCUGGACUUCGAGCAGGCGGCGGCGUUCCCCGAGGUGUUCUUCACCGCCUACGACGCGCUGUUCAACCACUGCGAGCUGGCCAUGGGUGAGUCGGUGCUGAUCCACGCGGCUGGGAGCGGUGUGGGGACGGCUGCAGUGCAACUGGCCCACAGCGCGGGGGCGUACGUGUUCGGCACGGCGGGCAGUGAGGACAAGCUGCAGGGCGCGAAAGACCUAGGCAUGGACGUUGGCAUCAACUACCGCGAGCAGGACUUCAGCGCGGUGGUGCGAGAGCACACCGGCGGGGCGGGCGUAGACGUGCUGCUGGACGUGAUCGGGGCGGACUACUGGGACAGGAACCUGGCGUCGCUGGCCCUGAGAGGGCGGCUGGUGCUGGUUGGUACCAUGGGCGGGGGAGCCGUACAGGCCGACCUGCGGCCCUUGAUGUUCAAGCGGCUGCGGGUGCACGGUACGGUGCUGCGUUCUCGGCCGAUUGAGGAGAAGAUCGCGCUGACCAACCAGAUCAAGCGGCAUGUGCUGCCGCUGAUAGACUCGGGAGCCAUGAAGCCAGUAGUGGACAAGGUGUUUCCGCUGGCGGAGGCCGGUGAGGCGCACCGUUACAUGGAGAGCAACGCCAACUUCGGGAAGAUAGUUCUCUCUAUGGAGUAA